Pecten maximus is the source of this 3762-nucleotide messenger RNA. RefSeq names its product coiled-coil alpha-helical rod protein 1-like. Lineage: Eukaryota; Metazoa; Mollusca; Bivalvia; Pectinida; Pectinidae. The record is from RefSeq and is a predicted model, not a curated record. The coding region runs from base 31 to 2313 and encodes 760 amino acids. Gene Ontology annotation, cellular component: centriole. Gene Ontology annotation, biological process: protein export from nucleus; cell differentiation. The transcript is spliced from 20 exons.
CACAAAAAUUAGCCACAUUUUCGAACUAUCAUGGCGUCAAAUUUGAACACUCCGGCCGAUUUCCUUACUCGGAAAGGUGCAGAAAUGCUGAAGGCAAAUUUUGAAGAUAAAGUAGAUUUACUGCCUCCCUCAGCAUUUGGUUCAGCAGCUGGGAAUGAUGGAUGGAAAGAACUUGCUGAGGCAACCAAAGAGGUCCUGCAACUCAAACUGGAGAACCAGAGACUCAAGGAAACACCAAGCAUACCUAUUAUAAUGCCGGCCCCAGUUCAGGACAUUCGUGUAACGGAGGAACACAAACAUCUUCCUGAUGUGGAUCGGCGAUACAUUGAUGAGUUACUGAUGAAACAGGCUUCUGAGAUUGGUGACCUUAAGAAGGAGCUGCAACAGGUCAAGGUCACACAUCGUGAGGAGGUCACCAAACUGGAACGAGACUAUGCCAUCACAGAGAAAAAGUAUAUACAGGAAGUUGCCUCAUUGGAAACAGAGGUCAAAAGUCAAGAGGAUAGAUAUAUAUCACAGGUUAGUCGUCUUAGUCAGGAGCAUGACGAGGAGAAAGAAGAGUUGAAUCAUGAAGUGGUAAAACUGAAAGACGAACUCAACAGCCUCGUCAAAAGGUCAGCUACACGAGUUUCCAACCUUGAGUCACAGCUAAAGGCAAGUGAGGAAAACUUAUCUGUCACCAAGGUCACCCUGGAUAAAGAGUUACGGUCCAGGGAUUACACUGUGGAUAAUCUACAAAAACAAAUCGCUCAGCUGAAAACCUACAUAGGAGACUCGGAGCGUACUCACAAACCUGUGGAAGUCUGGAGAAAGGAAAAUGACACUCUACGCAACAAAAUACAGAUUUGUGAAGCAGACCGUGACAACCUUCAGUCUAACCUCCAGCUCCUUAAUAUUCGCUUGUCAUCAUUAAAUGAGAUACUGAGUGUGCAGGAAACGGAACUCUCUCGGACGACGAAGGAGAAGUUUGACAAAGACCAGAGGGAAAAUCUACUUACCAGAUGGCGGGAAAAAGUGUUUGCUCUUCUUGUGCAGCAGAAAACGUCGGAGAUGAUGCAGAAAAAGAAUGAUUACAAUUGGAAGGAAAAGCUGUCAGACCUUCAGGACCAGAUGAUGUCAGUCAGUAGUCAGAAGGAUGUACUGGCUCACUCAUUAUCAGACGUUAAGGCUCAGCUCGACAUCGAAUCUAACAAUAACAAGAGGCUACAACAGGAGGCAGACGAGACCCAGAAGGUGGCGGUCAUGCUUGACCAGCAGCUGUCUCAGGACCGGGAGUCAGUGGACAGACUGGUCAAUUUCUCACGGAGUAUCACCUCCGCCAUGGACACCAAGCUCCAGCCACUGACAGCUGCCUUAGUAACACUCCAAAGAUACGGUCAGCGGAUCAACUUUGCCAGCGGCCGCGUGGAGAUGUUACAAGGUCUGUAUGCCCGCCGUGAUGCUCUGCUACAGAGAAAGACUGAAGAAGUUGAGAAGCAGACAGGGGAUAGAAAAGGGGAGAUAACUACAACGGACAGUGCGAAUCACUUACAAGAAGAACUGGAUCGUGUGAUCAGGGAGCGUGACGCAUUGGCGGUUCAGCUGCGACAAGACAGUGAGACCUGGGAUGAGCGACUACAAACGGCCACGGCAACAUAUCAGGAGGAGAUCACCAGCCUCAGAAAGACAGUAGAGGAUCUAGAGUACAUCACACAGGAGAAAUCACAGAGAACGACAGACCUAAGUGAGAGAUGUGAAGUCCAACAGAGAGAGUUGGAGGAGAUGUCGGAGAGGAUCGAGGCCCUGAACACGACCCUGGCACAGCAGGAGAUUAGGUCCACACAAGCAUUGUCAGAGCAGAAGACAUUACUGCAGACAGAAACAGCAGAGGAGCUAUCUGAAGUAAAUCGCAAACUUGAUGAUGCUCGAAGAGAACACACAAAAGCAGUUGUUGCCCUAAGACAAUUAGAGCGCCAGUCUAACAGAGAGAAGGAACGGUCAGCAGAACAUCUGGUCACUGUGGAGACACAUUACACUAAACAUAUCGCCCAGUUACAGCAGCAACUACAGGCACUGGAGAAAGACAGAAAUCUCAUGAUGGCCACAUUGAGACAGGAAGGACUGAUAGGCAAGGUCAAGGCCACAAGGUCAGAACCCAUCACCAACGAAGUCGAGGUCCCAAUGAGAAAGGCAGUGAUCUCACCACCAACAUUGGAGGAGGCAACAGACAAGGAAACAACAGAUGAACCUCUGGAGUCUGUGUUGGAGGAUCUCAAGGCCCUGACUUCUGCUGUACUCAAGGAGAAUGCUUCAGAUUCUGACACAGAUGAUUGAUCUCAAUAGAACACACCUUAGCGUUAACUGUGAUAUAUAGAAACAUGGCACGUCAUUUCGUGUGUAUUAAUGGAUGGAGAUACCGGUAUCUCAAGCUCAGACCAGGGACGUCAUUUCGUGUGUAUAGAUACCCGUACCUCCAGCUCGGACCAGGGACGUCAUUUCGUGUGUAUAGAUACCGGUAACUCCAGCUCGGACCAGGGACGUCAUUUCGUGUGUAUAGAUACCCGUAUCUCCAGCUCGGACCAGGGACGUCAUUUCAUGUGUAUAGAUACCCGUAUCUCCAGCUCGGACCAGGGACGUCAUUUCGUGUGUAUAGAUACCCGUAUCUCCAGCUCGGACCAGGGACGUCAUUUCGUGUGUAUAGAUACCCGUAUCUCCAGCUCGGACCAGGGACGUCAUUUCGUGUGUAUAGAUACCGGUAUCUCCAGCUCGGACCAGGGACGUCAUUUCGUGUGUAUAGAUACCGGUAUCUCCAGCUCGGACCAGGGACGUCAUUUCGUGUGUAUAGAUACCCGUAUCUCCAGCUCGGACCAGGGACGUCAUUUCGUGUGUAUAGAUACCCGUAUCUCCAGCUCGGACCAGGGACGUCAUUUCGUGUGUAUAGAUACCCGUAUCUCCAGCUCGAACCAGAAGCCAGAAAGUUCCUUGCUGUAGAUGUGGAUGUUUUAUAUCAAGCUGAGGACCUUUUUGGGGGAAGAUUUAUUUUGAAGUAGGUAGGAUCUAAUAAAUCACUAGAUAUGGUAUACAUACAAUAUAUCUAUAGGGAGCUUCUCCAGUCUGUAACAUUUACUACCAGUUAGGGUGUAUAUCAUAAAUUGGGCAUUUACAUAAUAUACUUUACAUAUAUAAACACUGCCACAGAAAAUGCUGUUUUGUUUGGGUAAAUGUGAUUAUUGAUAGAAAGAUGCGAUAGAGAAUGAAAUGAAUGGUGUAAAGAUGUGAUAAUGUAUAGAAUGAGAUAUAUGAUGUAAAGAUGUGAUAAUGUAUAGAAUGAGAUUGGUGUAAAGAUGUGAUAAUGUAUAGAAUGAGAUUGGUGUAAAGAUGUGAUAAUGUAUAGAAUGAGAUGUGUAUAGAAUGAGAUAUAUGGUGUAAAGAUGUGAUAAUGUAUAGAAUGAGAUUUAUGGUGUAAAGAUGUGAUAAUGUAUAGAAUGAGAUAUAUGGUGUAAAGAUGUGAUAAUGUAUAGAAUGAGAUUUAUGGUGUAAAGAUGUGAUAAUGUAUAGAAUGAGAUUGAUGUAAAGAUGUGAUAAUGUAUAGAAUAAGAUAUAUGGUGUAAAGAAUUUAUUUCAGCAUCAGUUUGUGUUCAAGGUAUAAAUUAAAACAUGUCACGUUUUAAUUGUGAAAAUAUUAUGAUUGUGUUUGUAACUGUAAGGAAGUAUUAAUUUUCAAAAUUUAUUUUAUCUAGUUAAACUGAUCAUGAUAUUGAAAUAUAUCUACUUUGCAUGUUU